GUUUGUUGGUCAAUUAAGUUGAAAAGUGGAAAGUGGAAAGUUCCCACAAUGUGCAGUAACAGUUGGGAGUUUGCAGUGACUGCACACAGAGGCCUCUCUGAAUGCUUCAUAAUGUGCUCUGAUGAAACAAAUCAAGAUUUCUGCAUCUGAGUCUGCUCUCCGUGUGACAUCUAGCGAGCUUUUACCAGCUGACCCAACCACAAAGAGAAAGCAUUGGAGGUAUGCCAGAGUGUGGAUAUCCAUCUGUGUACGUGGUGGACACCCAUGCCACCGGACCUCCAGUGCCGCCCAGGCUAAGCCAGAAACGACGGCAGGCUGGGGCACAGACCCUGUUGUUCAUGCUAGUGAGCCUGGCAUUGGCUGGCAUAGUCAUCGAAGCUUGCUUAAUCUUCCGCUUCCACAGACACGAAUCUGCUCCCUCAGGAUCAUCCUCUAUGGUCAUUUCCGAUGGCACAAUCACAAAGACUCAUGAUGUUAGUCCUUCCAAACCAGUUGCACAUCUGACAGAUGGACAGGAUGUAGUUCAUAAAGGUCAGAUCAUGGCAUGGAGCAUGAAUGCAGACCCUAUCCUGUUUCAGAUGGACUACAAAGACAGAAGUCUCAUCAUUCAGAAGGAGGGUUUUUACCAUGUCUAUUCCAAGGUUUCCUUUUUCAACUUCAAACCAUUUCACCAUGCUAUUCAUGUGAAAACUAAGCGCUACAAAGGCAAAAGCAUCCCCAUCCUGGUGUCAAGGGCAAAUUCAGAGCUCCACGACAAGAGAGAGGGUCAGGAUUCAGAUCAGAGAUCAAACAGUUACCUUGGUGGAGUGUUCCACUUUUACCAAGAUGAUGCCAUUUUUGUGAAAGUGAGCAAUUCCUCCCAAAUUGUGAGAUUCAGAUACUAUGAGAACAUAUUUGGUGCAUUUAUGCUCUAAACAUCACACUGAUAUUUCAUUUCAAAUCAUGUGAGAACACACAGGUGGAUGAAGCAUCUCACAGAUUAAUGAUGUCUCUGUAAUAAAUAGAUCAGUGACAGGAAGGUGAAGCAGAUGUGAAACAUGUUUAUAGUUUGAGUUUAUGAAGGACUGGUUUGUGGCUUUUCUUUAACUGUCUGUUGGGGUAUUUUUAAUCAGGUUUGAUGGAGUGACAGAAUUUCACUUUGCACUCUCACAUCAGGGAUUCUUAUUUACUUUCUUGUAUACUUGUUGAAUUUCACUCCUUUGAAUAUUACAAAAAAUUGCUUUUAUUACGCUGUUCUACCUUUCUUAUCCUUAUAUUGUAGAGCAUAAAUGUAGAUAUAAGAAUUAAAACCAAUCUGUGAGUGUAUACUUUCCUUUUUAUUAUUAAUAUAAUACAUAAUCUUUAUAUUUAUUUAUCCUUUAGUGGUAGAAUAUGUGAUAUAGCUGCUUAUUUAUGUAUAUAAUGUAUUAAAGCAAUUAAAUAAACUGAUAUAGAUUUUAAA
Molecule: messenger RNA, 1441 nt
Organism: Cheilinus undulatus (humphead wrasse)
Lineage: Eukaryota; Metazoa; Chordata; Actinopteri; Labriformes; Labridae
Gene: tnfsf14a
Product: TNF superfamily member 14
Exons: 5
Coding region: 222-914 (230 amino acids)
Biological process (GO): immune response
Cellular component (GO): membrane
Molecular function (GO): tumor necrosis factor receptor binding
Source: RefSeq, a predicted model, not a curated record